Molecule: messenger RNA, 2016 nt
Organism: Bombina bombina (fire-bellied toad)
Lineage: Eukaryota; Metazoa; Chordata; Amphibia; Anura; Bombinatoridae
Gene: C4H6orf58
Product: chromosome 4 C6orf58 homolog
Exons: 6
Coding region: 47-1132 (361 amino acids)
Source: RefSeq, a predicted model, not a curated record
AAAGCUCUGUGCAAGUGAUACAUAGCUGCACAUACAGUAUGCUAACAUGUCUCCACUAUCCAGAAUGAAUGCAUUUCUGAUCUGCUUCAUAUUUUGUUUUGGGACCAUACAACUUAAACCUUUAUCACAAGAAGAAUAUCCACCAUCAUGGGAAUCAGCUACAAAUAAAUUAGAUGAUUUUAGCAUUAACAAUGAUACAGUCCUCAUAAAUCCAUGGAAUUACCCACAGAGAUUAAGUAUGUACAAAAUAUUACUUAAUACCACUGCAAGAUAUGUUCCUAUCAAGGAUACUGACAAUAAAAAUAAUAUUUUAUGGGGGCUGCCUUUACAGUUAGGCUGGCAGUUUCGCACAGGAAGGUUAGCGGAUAACUCUCGUGACCAGAAAAACAGAGAUGAAACACACAUUUCUGAUAGAAGCUGGUGGGCUUGUAUGAAUUAUUACUUAUCUGUUAUUCCAUUUCUUGGAGCUGCUGAUGCAGAAUUAUUUAAAGAUUUCCCAUAUGAAAUAGAGAUAUCUCACCCAACGGAAUUUGAGUCGGAUUUUUGUUACAACAUUACUGACUGCCAUUCAUCUUCUUCGGAAGCAAUGAAGAAAUGGAAAACCUUUUUUGAGUUUUUAAAGACACCAAGCCCUGUAUCUGACACAUUGAAAGAAGAUGAUUUAUUAUUUUACAUGUGGAAAGCACAUAUUGAAUCUCUUGGCACAGCUCUUCCACGGUGCUCUAAAAGGUUAAAGUAUUUAUCAAAACCGGAAGGAGACUUUGGAAAGGACUGGUCAAAUGCAGUUGACUUCAUUGCCGCCACUCACUUCCCCACUAACUUCGAGAGCACUAAUAAAUUUCAAAUUUUCCUUCCAAGUCGAUUCCUAGUUGAAGGAGACGUAGCCCCAGGCAUUUCUGAUUUCAGUGAACAGGAAAACAGAGUCUUAUCAAUGUUACAUAAGAUCAAUACAAUGAAUACAUUCACUGGUGGCGUUUUGCUUCGUAUGUGGCAAACAGCUAUGUGCUCUGAAACUGGCAGAGCUGAAGGUCGAAAUCUUCUUCAAAACAUGGUUACAGACCCAACCUUUUUGCCACAAAACAUUAUGACUAUUAUUAAAGAGCUUCUCAAGAACCCAUCAUGUACAAUAUAGAAUAUUUUCCUUAAAGGGAGGAAAUAAACAUACAUACUGGAAAUUACAUGUUUGCAUUUAAAAUAAUAAAAUAUUUGUGAAAGUCAAAUUUUAUUGUAAAGAACCUAUUUGACUCAGAAAUGUUAUGGUAAAAUGGUUGCAAUUACAUUUCCAAUUAGUAGCUCUUGUUUAGCUCAUUCCCUCCUCAUUAAGGAAUGACUAGCUAAAAUAUAAAUGAGGUCUGUUUAAAUUAUUUCUCUAAGCAAUUUGAAAAGGAAAGAUUAAUUUGAAGCUAAAGAAUUACUAGUCUGAAGCUAUUCUGGCUCAUAUUUAUAACAAAGAGCGAUAAUCUGAAAAAGUAACCUACGGUCUGGCAAAUUUGCCUCUUAUCUCAAUAAACUCUAAAUAUGUUCAUAGAUCAAAAUACUUUAAACUCACCUCAGUAAACUCAGAUAACAACAAAAUCGCCAAUAUUAAUAGUUAUUCAUAUUAAUACAAAUCAAUUGAUUUAGCUUCCAAUGGAUAAAGCAAAUAAAACUGACCAAAGUCUAUCGCCCUAAAAGUAAUUAAAAUCUUUACAGCGCAUCUUUAAAGAAACCAUUACUUAUUUUACAGAAACAGGUCAAUUUCAUGCUCCAUGUAUACGUCCAAGACACUCGAUUUGUCAAGCUCUUUAAUUCUAUUUCUACUGCUUUAAAAUAAAUAAGUUCUGCUAUUUUCUUUUAAAUAAAAAAAAAAAUCAAAUAAAUGGGAGUUUCUAGACCAGUUUGAUUAAAUGUGAUUUUGACCUUUUAAUUUCUCAAGACGGCUUUCAAUUACAUGGCGUCGUAUAAUGGGUACAUUUUUAAUAUUGUGUCAUUAUUUAACAAUUUUCAAAGGAAAUAAAGUAAUGAUCUUUAAAAAUU